AUGUCGACCGACGCUGUCAGCGCUCCUGUCCCGGAGCCUGCAACUGUGCCGGCGCAAUCGACCACGACUGCCGACCACGACCAGGAGGAACCUGCACUUGGUCAGAUAGAAUGUGCGAAGCCCGCCUUCCUCCACUCCCCUCCUGACAGCAACAACGCGCACAAGUCGGAAGCUAGCGAUUCUGAGCUCAGCGACCUCGAUGAGGAUGACGUUGAUCCUUCUGCGAACGCGACCGCGAAACAAGAUGAGCCGCCUGUCGAGGACGACAUUGGCGAGGUCCUUCCCGACCACUGGUCUGGGACCGUCCCUAUCUUCAAGCCGACGAUGCACCAAUUCAAAGACUUCAAGUUAUUCAUGACCAAGGUCGAUAAAUUCGGAAUGAAAUCCGGCAUCGUUAAGAUUAUCCCUCCAUCGGAGUGGAAGGAAUCCCUUCCGAGACUGGACGACCUCGUAAAACAGAUCAGGGUCAGGGAACCAAUCAAGCAAGACAUCAUGGGAUCAAAUGGAACCUACCGACAAGUCAACAUCCUUCAUCAACGAUCCUACAACCUCCCGCAGUGGCGACAACUCUGCGAUCAGAGCGAGCAUCAGCCCCCCGCAAGGCGAGGCGAGCGCCGAGCGAACGUCGAAAAGCCGAAGCCUCGAUCCGCCCCUAGACCUCGCGCAGAGGCGAAAUCGACUGCGUCUGGUUCUAAGAAGAAGGGCCGAGGACGCCCGCGCCGCGGCAAAGCCAAAGCCAAGGGUCAGGACGAGGACGAGGAGGAUGACGCUCAAGACGACGAGAAGCGCCCGAUGACCCCAGUAUCACCCAACCCGGACGCCGAUGUCGAGGUUAAAAAGGAGGAAGUUGUCGAUUCAGUGGAGGAUCCGGGAAUGGAUGUGGACGAAGACGAGGAGCCGCGCAGUUUGGGCAGAAUGGGCCGCAUGGGUGGCGCAAGGCCCGCGAAGCCAAAGACUCAGACUGUCUCGGCUCGUCGGAAGUAUAGUAAGAGAGAAGGCUCAGCCAUGAUUGAUGAAAAGGCAUUCGAGGAUUUCGACUAUCAGAUGGACGUGUCUGACUACACCCCGGAGCGCUGCGAGGAGCUCGAGAGGAUAUACUGGAAGACCCUUACCUACGCCCCGCCGCUGUAUGGGGCUGAUCUCAUGGGCACCCUCUUUCACGAGUCAACGGAACUCUGGAACUUGAACAAGCUUCCCAACUUGUUGGAUGUUCUCGGCACAAAGGUCCCCGGUGUCAACACGGCCUACCUCUACUUGGGCAUGUGGAAGGCCACGUUCGCUUGGCAUUUAGAGGACGUCGACCUCUACAGCAUCAACUACCUCCACUUCGGUGCCCCGAAACAGUGGUAUAGCAUCUCUCAAGCCGAUGCCCGUCGAUUUGAAGCUGCCAUGAAGAACAUUUGGCCUACCGAUGCCAAGGCUUGCGACCAGUUCCUCCGUCACAAGGGUUUCUUGAUUUCCCCGUCGCACCUGAAGCAGCACUACAACAUCACGGUCAACAAGUGCGUCUCGUACCCAGGCGAAUUCGUCGUCACGUAUCCUUACGGCUACCAUUCGGGCUAUAACCUGGGUUAUAACUGCGCCGAGGCCGUCAACUUCGCGCUUGAUUCGUGGCUACCUAUGGGUAAGAUCGCGAAGCGUUGCGAAUGUGCACAAGCACAGGACAGUGUUUGGGUCGAUGUGUACGAUAUUGAACGGAAGCUCCGCGGCGAGCCCACUCCCGAGUACGAGGAGACCGAAGACGAAGACGACGACGAAGAUGAGGAUGAUGACGAGGACGAUGCUACCGGCCUUCCGUCACCGCCUGAUAGCAACGGUGUUGUCAAGCCGGCUCGGAAGCGGAAGCGCGCAGCUGGAGACAAGGACGGCAAGACAAAGGUCAAGAAAAUCCGCCUCAAGAUCAAAACGCGCGCCGAGCCAAUUUGCUGCCUGUGUCCCAGCGACAUUCCUGGCGCGGGAAUUCUGCCGACGGACGAUGGUCGGAAGGCCCAUCGCAUGUGCGCACUCUACCUUCCCGAGACGUACAUCGACACGAUCGACGACAAGGAGAUUAUUGCCAACAUUGCCAACAUCAACAAGGAACGCCUGGACCUCAAGUGUCUGUACUGUCGGUCCAAAAAGGGCGCCUGCUUCCAGUGCUCCCAGAAGAAGUGUGCCCGAGCCUACCAUGCGACUUGCGCGGCGGCGGCAGGUGUCUUUGUCGAAGAAGCCGAAGUUCCGGUCUUUGGCGAGGACGGAACCGAGUACAAGGAACAAGCAUUUGAAUUCAGCUGUCGCUUCCACCGCACCAAGCGUGACAGGAAGUAUGACGGAGAUGCCCUGGAAGAUGACACCCGUAUCCGCGAGGCGGCCGCAGCGCUCAAUAAGGGCGAGAUCUGUCAGCUGCAGUACUUCAAGGGCGACAUUUUUGCCGGAGUAGUCGUAGAGAACCGCUCGGAAGAGCAGACGCUGCUUCUCGACAUCAUCCCCAACGGCGAUCGUCUCGAGGUUGAGUGGAAAUGGCUGUUGCUGCCUGAUCCAUCCGACUACCACCUCCCGAAGGCAUCGGCGAGGGCUAUCUCGAUGCCGCCUUCGCAGAAAGCCAAGGACCAGCUCAAUGCGAAGCGUCCUGCUGACGAGACACCCCGGAAGGACGCUCCAUUUGUUGAAGGUUUCACAUGGGCAGAAUUCCACCCAUGUAACGAGUGUGUCAACCCGAAUCAAGCCAAGGUUAAUUUGUCGAAAGACAACCAACUCUGGCACUACCUGGGUAAGACAUCGACAGAGGCGAAGGCACAGUACUCCGAGGAACCUAGCAAAGAGUUGCACAACCCAAAGAGUAACUUCCUCGACACUAUUCCCAAGCCCCCCAAGCCCGUGUCUGCAAGCACGGCACACCGCAGGGUGUCAAAUCACUCGCCUCAGCAGUCACCCAUGUUUGUGCCGGGCCCGACCGCUCAGAUUGGGCCGAAGUCAGAGAAACCAUACGUGUACAAGCCCAGAAAGCCGGUUGAAACCAAUUAUGCUGGCACGGGAUCCUUCACUAUACAAAGAUUUGCGCCCACGGCCUCACCAUCUCCAAGCCCGAUGGGUCAGCAGCUGCAUUUCGGUUCGGAUCCGCGACAUCCAACGACAGGAGCCCAAUUUGCCCAGCAAAGGUCUACGCCCGAUUCUCAUCAGCAACGCGCCCCUCGUAUCAGUCCUGCCGGGCAAGGCUACUACCAGAGUCCGAACACGGUACAGCGGGCCAGUCCGUACAGCACACCGGGCUCGCAAUCGGCGGGCGGCGGGCGGCCAGCGCAGCAAACGUGGGCGACGCCGUCGCAGAACCCCAAGCCGCUACUACCACAUGGCAAUUCCUAUGGCUCAAGCCAGCAAACCCACCGCAGAUACUCGGUUGCACACACGCCUUCCGUUGCUAUGAAGUAUGCAUUCUUCCAAGUACACCACAACAGAGACUCGAAGACGUACCGAACCCCAUACGCGCCGUGGGGAGGCUUUACCAACGGGUAUGAAGGAAAUCUGAGAGCUCACCUUAUGCGGACGUCUCCAGAAGUGUUCUUCAAGAACCGACAAGGCUCUGCCCAGGGCGGCACUGCGACGUCGACCCUGCCUGCUGGUCCACAAGCACCGGCCUAUGGUGGUCCGUACUACAAUACACUGACAAACACAACAUCGCAAGGCUCUAUCGGCAUGUACGGUGUAAAGACAACGACUCCUUCGCACUCGUCGCCUGCACAACAGGCGCCGCAGGACAGCGCAGGGCGACAAUAUCCUGCAUCAAUGUCCCCAUCUCCCGCAGCGAACGGCCCACAGCUCAUGCCUAAUGACCAUGGAAAUGGCUGGCAUAUGCAGCAGCCGCAGUCGACGCCGCUGCAUCCAGCAAUUCGGCCACAGUACGGGGCUUGGCCAAACCAACCAAACCAGCCGCAACAGCCUGUGCAGUCUCCGUCCCAAGCGGCGCAGCAACAGCAGACGACGCAACAACCCGUUGCUAGUCAGUCUCAGCAGAGCCAGGCGAAAACUCAGCCCGUAGCAAAGCCUGCUGCGCCGAAGGUUCAGUAUAAGAUCCCCGAGAAGCAAACGCCGGUUCCCUUGCCAGCCAAAUACCUUGCGGCCAUGGGCAAGCUGCCCUCGACAACUACAACUCCCCGGACCAGCUCACAGUCUGGGGCGAAGUCGCAGGGUACUGCCAGUCCAUCCUCAGCCUCUAAUUCGGCCGACGUCACAAAUAGAAUCGCCCCGGCUAUCAACGCCCAUGCUUCGCGGACUGAAAGUAGCGCUCUUCCGCAAUCGCCGGCAAAUUCGAAUGGUCCUAGGGCGCAGGCGGCGCCUCGGGCCUCUCAGACCCCCGUGCCGGUGCCGCAUGCCCCGGCGCCGGCUUCUAACUCUCGGAUGCCGUUCACGAAUCAGUCUUCGACUGUGGCGUUUCCUCGACAGUCUUUCCAGCCUAUUCAACCCACUCCGCAUCGCACCCAAGUCUGCACAGCACCUUCGUCUCAGCACCUCUCGCAACCGAUGAACCAACCCCGGGCUGAGCAUCACACUCUGAACCCAGCAGAGAUUCUCGCACAGAUUGCUACGCAGCCACGAAUGAACCCGCCUACGCCUACGACCCCGUCGCACCAGUCUAUGCCGACACCAGUAUCGCAGGCCGCAGCUGUGCCACCCUAUCAGCACCACGGUUCGAGUUGGGGGGUUAUGCAGCAGGGGCAGCAGUCACAGGGUUACGCGUCUACGCCAGGACAAUAUUCGCAAUCGGCAACGCACCAUCACCAUCAACCACAGCAUCAACUCCAUCAUCCGUACCAGGGCCAGGUUCAGCACCAGCACCAGCACCAGCACCAGCACCAGCACCAGUAUCAACCGCCGCAGCACCAGCAUCAGACUCAACCGGGGCCCAUGCAGAGCGGAACGCCGCACUGCCCACCUCCGCAAGUCGCUGGAGGGGAGGUACCUCUCCCGGAAGUUCCGUCGGAUUCGACGGCGCUUGUGGAGAGAAUGAUGCAGAACCUGCGCCGCGCCGCAUUCCAAGGUUGA
Molecule: messenger RNA, 5019 nt
Organism: Colletotrichum destructivum
Lineage: Eukaryota; Fungi; Ascomycota; Sordariomycetes; Glomerellales; Glomerellaceae
Product: Putative Zinc finger, PHD-type, JmjC domain, JmjN domain, Zinc finger, RING/FYVE/PHD-type
Exons: 5
Coding region: 1-5019 (1672 amino acids)
Biological process (GO): chromatin remodeling; regulation of gene expression
Cellular component (GO): chromatin; nucleus
Molecular function (GO): histone H3K9 demethylase activity; histone H3K36 demethylase activity
Source: RefSeq, a predicted model, not a curated record